UUAAAGAGUUCCUGUAAAAAACUUAGUUAAAAUGUCCUUUCAUUAUUAAAGGAGCAAUUUGUCAUUGUGGAAUAUGGCAUGUUUACUAGCUAGACUUUUUGAUAUCAAUUUAAUUGUGUUGCUGAAUGACAGAAAGGAAUGCAUUAUAAACAACUUUGGGAACAGUUAUUAAACCUUCAUGGGGAGCUGGACUUUUCUUCCAUCUGGAUACUUGUUGCUAAGAAAUUAGUUGCUUUCCACGAGAGGAGCUGUGCACUAAAUAAAGGACAGCUGCACUUCUGCACCUAAGAAAUGCUACAAUUCAAUGCAACUGUGUCAGAUGAUAUCUCCAGGCAGUGGGAUGGUUUUGAAAGAACAGACUGGCACAAAACUGGAGCUGGAAGUUUAUGAAAAAGACAUUAAAACUGUUGUGCAGAUCUGUUUUGGAAAUGGCAUCUUUUCUUAGACGAAAAUGGAAUAAAUCCAUGGUCUCAGAAAAUCACUGAUAAGAGUUCUACAGGCAGUCAAACUAGGUGACCAAAUCCAGGGAGUACCGAAGUAACAAUGACAGCCAACAAAAAUGCCGGUGCUACUCAAAAAACAGGAAGCAAUAGUGUGGCCCAGGAUACAGUUGACAGGUCUGAGACAGUGUCAUCUCCUCCACAUCGAUCACCAGCCAACAGUCCAACACAUCCUUUCAGUGACAGUGAGGAUGUCUGUAAGACCAGUAGAUUUACCAAGGCUUCUGGGGCUCGAUUGAAGCUAAAGGAAUUGACAGCUAGAGGAUUAAGAAGCAGCGCUUUUCUCUGCUCUGAUUCUGAAUCACAGGGUACCCUCCAGAAAGCUAUUAGCUUUGGAUGCUUGGAUAAAAAACUUACUGCAUGUAAAUUUAGUACAAAGGAAAACGGAGAAGAAAAUCAGAAAGUUACCCAGUGUGGUGAUGGGAUAGGCAAUCUUCAGCUAAGUCGGAGUACGAUCUCCUUGGGGCCUGCAGCAAAUUUUAGAUCACUCUCUCUCAACCGAGCCAAUGUUCACGCUAAAACUGUUGACAUUAGACAGAAGAUUUCACAAUGGGAGGGCAGAAAAGACAAUCCUCCCAGACUAAGUUUAUAUCUGGAAAAGAGAGACUACACAGAUAGGGGUGGCAGUGAAGGCUGCCCAAGCAUGCUGUCUUCCCCAUGCAGUGAGAAAACCUUUGAUUACAAAGGUUACGGAAGAAUGAGCAGAACGUUCUCUGAGUGCUCUUAUCCAGAAACAGAGGAAGAAGAAACCACAGAUAGGGAUGCACUUCCUAGAUUUGAAAAAAGGGGAAGCAAAAGUGAGCCAGCAAAUGCCUUUGUUAAGGUGCAUGCAAGGAAAGAAGCAUCUGCUGUACUAAGCCGAAUACAAAAAAUUGAGCAAGCUUUAAAAGACUCACCCACAAAGGGUCCUCCACAGUUGCCAAGUAGUUGCUAUGGUGGGGACAAAGCAAGGAAAAAAUCUUUGACUCACGGUAAUAUCGAAGACAGCAGUGGAAGUGUAACUACCAGCAAACGAGGAAGUGUCGGUUCUGUAGUAACAGAACCUGAAGUGAAGAAUGUGAUUGAAAAAACUGCUAAAAUCCAACUAGGUUUACCUAAAAAUGCUGCAGCUUUGCCAAGUAGUCCAGAGCAGCAUUCAGGAAGCUCUCCAAACUCAGCAGUGAAUCCUGUACCAAAACCCAAGCGGACUUUUGAAUAUGAAGCAGAUAAAAACCUUAAGGGUACUCCAAGCAAUGGCCUACCUCCAGCACCCUGCUCUACUACCCCUCCACCUCUCCCAUUAACACCUGCCCCUCCUGUCACUAGAAGGCAAAAGAAAGAAUCCCAUCUGCACAGAAAGCUACAAAACAGGAAAUCCUUUGAAUUUGAAGAUGCCUCGAGUCUCCACUCAUCUUAUCCUUCCUCCCCAACCGAAAAUGGUACUGAAACUCGAAGCAGGUUUAGUUCCAAGAGCACUUUAGAAGAAAAUGCUUAUGAAGAUAUUCCAGAUUCCCCUAAGGAGAAUCCCUAUGAAGACGUUGAGUUGAAAGGUCGUUAUACAGGUCGAAAAUCCCAGGUGUUAAAUGAAAACUCUUUAGAUUCUUUGCACAGGAUGUGGACUCCUCAGGCCAGGAAGUACACUUCACCUUCCCAGCUGCCAUCAAAGCCAAGUAGUCAGUCAUUACGGGUUGUAUCCUCCGCAGAUCGAAAGAGCCACCGACUUCCAAGGAUGUCCAAAAGGCACAGUCACGAUGAUAUGUUACUUCUAGCCCAGCUGAGCAUUCCAUCAUCUCCCUCCAGUCUAAAUGAUGAUAGUCUCAGUACAACAAGCGAGCUCCUCUCCACACGAAGGGCUAGGCGAAUUCCUAAGGUUGUAAGAAGGAUUAAUUCAAUCUAUAGUGCAAAAAGAGGAAAGAAAAGGCUAAAGAAACUUUCCCUAUCAAACCUAGAGAGCGCUUCAAUGAGAGAUGAGAACAGUGAGAGUGAAAGUGACUCUGACGACAGGUUUAAAGCCCAUACCCAGCGUCUUGUACAUAUCCAGUCCAUGCUUAAGAAGGCUGCAAGUUAUCGAACGCUGGAACUAGAACUGAUUGAGUGGCAAGAACGGGAACUGUUUGAGUACUUUGUUGUUGUAUCUUUGAAGAAGAAACCUGGCAAAAACACGUACAUCCCCGAAGUUUCUUACCAGUUUCCCAAGCUAGAAAGGCUGACAAAGCAAGUACGAGAAGCUGAGGAGCGCCUUAAAGCAAUCCCCCAAUUCUGCUUCCCAGAUGCCAAGGACUGGGCACCAGUAUCUGACUAUACCAGUGAAACAUUUUCAUUUAUGCUAACAGGCGAAGAUGGGAGCAGAAGGUUUGGCUACUGCAGACGGUUAUUGCCAAGUGGAAAAGGUCCUCGGCUUCCUGAAGUAUAUUGUGUUAUCAGUCGACUCGGAUGUUUUGAUUUGUUUUCCAAGAUUCUGGAUGAGGUUGAAAGACGGCGGGGCAUCUCUGCUGCUUUAGUGUACCCUUUUAUGAGAAGCCUUAUGGAGUCUCCUUUUCCUGCACCAGGAAAAAUCAUCAAAGUCAAAACCUUUCUCCCAGGAGCUGGCAAUGAGGUGAUUGAGCUUCAGCGACCAACAGAUUCACGUCUUGAGCAUGUGGACUUUGAAUGUCUCUUUUGCUGUCUCAGCGUUCGACAGAUAAUUAGAGUUUUUGCUUCUUUGCUACUGGAACGGCGAGUGAUCUUCAUUGCUGAUAAGCUCAGCACUCUGUCGAGCUGUGCCCAUGCUGUGGUUGCCCUCCUGUACCCGUUCUCCUGGCAGCACACUUUUAUCCCAGUACUGCCCUCCUCCAUGAUCGAUAUCGUCUGCUGUCCUACACCAUUCUUGGUUGGUUUGCUUUCCAGCUCUCUACCCAAACUGAAAGAGCUUCCUGUGGAAGAGGCCCUGAUGGUGAGCUUAGGAUCUGACCACUUCCUAAGGCAGAUGGAUGAUGAAGAUACUCUGUUACCACGAAAACUGCAGGCUGCCCUGGAACUGUCUCUAGAGCAGAAGAAUGACCUCCUAAAUCAAGAUUCUGACAGUGAUUCAGAAGAUGAAAGCAACACUUUAAAUGGACUGGUGUCAGAAGUCUUCAUACGCUUUUUUGUGGAAAGUAUUGGACAUUAUUCCUUGUUUCUUACUCAGAAUGAUAGAGGUGAACGUGUAUUUCAGAAGGAAGCAUUUCGUAAGUCUGUGGCUUCCAAGAAUAUACGUCGUUUCUUGGAGGUCUUUAUGGAAACACAAAUGUUUGCAGGCUUUAUACAGGACAGAGAACUGAGAAAAUGUAGAGCCAGAGGCCUCUUUGAGCUGAGAGUUGAGCAAUAUUUGGAAGAACUACCAGACACUGAACAGAGUGGAGUAAAUAAAUUUCUGAAGGGCUUGGGAAAUAAAAUGAAAUUCCUUCACAAGAAGACAUAAAUGAAUUUUGUGCAGCAUGUUGAUGAUCAGACUGAGAUGCAUUACACACCAGAAGCUCGGCACUUUCUGUGAGGCAAUGUUAUGAAUACAGUAAUGACCACAAUGAAGCUUUAAGGGACUGAAUGGACAUUUUUUCACAUGCAGCACAAAAAAGGCACUAAACUUCACCAUUUAUAGAAUCAUGUAUAUAUUGAACUGUGACAUACAGAAAUGGUUUAUAUUUAACAGAAUCAUCAUGAACCUGUGGUGAACGUGUAUAUUCUUGAAUUCAGAAAAUGUUUCCUGUAUUAUAUUUAGUGCUUAAAUACACAUGGUACAGAGAACAGUAGUUCGUAUGUGCAGUAAACUGUCGUUUGAAAACAAUGAUAGAAGAUGGCAUGCCUGAAGAAUUUAAUUUAAAGUUAUGGAAAAUGUGGAAAAAGAAUGAAUGAGACUAAUAAAAGCUAAAUGUCUGUUGUGGUAUGUAAGAAAAAAUGCUGGUGGUAUUAAUUGUAAUAUAAAACUUUUGUUCUAUUACAUUUUUUUUCUUUGUUAGUUAAAAGACAGCACAUCCACUUUUCAUUUUACAAGGUACUUGGUUGAUGGCUGCAAAAACGUUGUGUAGAAAUGAUUCUUGAAAACUUUGUAUAUACUGUACCAUUGUAGUUAAAAGAAUGGGAAUCCACAUGUGAUAUAGUACUUAAUUGUUAGGACUGCGUUAAGUGUACAUACAAAAAUGUCUUUUUGAAAAUACUCUGGAAUUAUGUAGCAUCUAUGGAACAAACACCUUUUAAGACAUAUAUGGAGUUUAAUAAUUGAACAUUGUAUUGCAGUAAAAUUUGUAAAAUAUUGGUAAUGAUAAGGAAGGAAAAGGCCUGCCUAUGCAACAGUGCCUUAAAAAUGGCUGCUUUCAGACUGAAACUAAAUGAUUUAAUACAAUGAAACAUGACUAGUUCUAGAGUCAUAUGUAUUUCCUCAACACAUAAUUAUUGAAAAAUGAAACACUACAUUUGUAAAUUGUGUUUGUAUAAAAAAAUGAAAAUGUCUUAAUACCAAAACAGAUUAAACCAAGAAAAUACAAAGAUAA
Protopterus annectens (West African lungfish) is the source of this 4984-nucleotide messenger RNA. It is a transcript of the gene DENND2B, whose product is annotated as DENN domain containing 2B. NCBI's taxonomy places the organism in Eukaryota, Metazoa, Chordata, Ceratodontiformes, Protopteridae. The record is from RefSeq and is a predicted model, not a curated record. Gene Ontology annotation, biological process: positive regulation of ERK1 and ERK2 cascade. The transcript has 20 exons. The coding region runs from base 544 to 3918 and encodes 1124 amino acids.